This is a messenger RNA of Mangifera indica (mango), 1484 nucleotides long. RefSeq names its product galactolipase DONGLE, chloroplastic. Bases 20 to 1387 code for a protein of 455 amino acids. NCBI's taxonomy places the organism in Eukaryota, Viridiplantae, Streptophyta, Magnoliopsida, Sapindales, Anacardiaceae. Gene Ontology annotation, molecular function: glycerophospholipid phospholipase A1 activity. The transcript has a single exon. Gene Ontology annotation, biological process: jasmonic acid biosynthetic process. The record is from RefSeq and is a predicted model, not a curated record. Gene Ontology annotation, cellular component: chloroplast.
GUUUUUCCUUUUUCCCCAAAUGGCUUCAAAACUUUUGAUGCCAAACCCAGUUAAGAACAAUCAGUUUAUAGCAUUAUCUUCAGUUGAGCUUUGUCCCAAGCCGUCUCACUCUUUUGGGCAAGUUUGUUUACCUAAGAAGAGUGAGUUAAACUCCCAUUUACAAUCUAGAAGAUCAGUGAUUGCUUCUGGUGUUGCAUCGCCUGCUGCAAAUAAGGCGAUUAAAGUGGCGAAAUCCAGUUCAAUGUUAGCUCAUUUUUGGAGGGAGAUUCAAGGUUUGAACAACUGGGAAAAUCUUGUUGAGCCCUUGCAUCCUAUUCUUCAGCAAGAAAUCAUUCGCUAUGGCGAAUUCGUUACUGCCUGUUAUAAGGCCUUCGACCUCGACGCCAACUCCAAGCGAUACUUGAAUUGCAAGUACGGAAAGAAGAACAUGUUUAGAGAAAUAGGCAUGGAGAAUUCCGGCUAUGAAGUCACUAAGUAUAUUUAUGCAACUCCUGAUAUCAACAUCCCCAUCCAAAAUACUACUUCCUGCGGGCGUUGGAUCGGAUAUGUCGCCGUUUCUUCCGACAGAUCUGUUAAAAGGCUUGGUAGAAGAGAUAUUGUCAUUACAUUUCGAGGCACCGUGACAAACCCAGAAUGGAUGGCCAAUUUUAUGAGUUCAUUGACGCCGGCGAGGCUCGACCCUCACAAUCCAAGGCCAGAUGUGAAGGUGGAGUCUGGUUUUUUGAGCUUGUACACUUCAGAUGAAAACGAUAAGUUUGGCUUAGGCAGUUGUCGAGAGCAACUUCUAUCUGAAGUAUCGAGGCUCCUAAACAAAUACAAAGGUGAACAAUUAAGCUUAACGCUGGCGGGUCACAGCAUGGGGAGCUCGUUAGCUCAGCUUCUCGCUUAUGAUAUUGCAGAAUUGGGUUUAAAUUCUAGUACUGAAAAUCAUUCAGAAAUCCCAGUUACAGUUUUCUCAUAUGGAGGGCCGAGAGUUGGAAACUUGGGAUUCAAACAAAGAUGCGAGGAGUUGGGUGUGAAAGUGUUGCGAAUUGUGAAUAAUAAUGAUCCGAUUACAAAGCUUCCUGGGGUUGUUUUUAAUGAAAAUUUUAGGGUUUUGGGAGGGACGAGAUAUGAAUUUCCAUGGAGUUGUUCUUGCUAUGCACAUGUGGGAGUUGAACUUGUUCUUGACUUCUUCAACGUGCAAAAUCCUUCAUGUGUACACGAUUUGGAGACAUAUAUCAGCCUAUUAAAAUGCCCAAAUCCUGUGGAAAUUCAAAGGGAAGGUAUGGAUUUCUUUAAUAAAGCCAAAGAGUUGCUAUUGACUCCUCAAAAUUUUAACCUUUUUCCAUGGAAAAUUGCUGCGGAUAACAUGUUGAGUUUAUUAGUUCCAUCGCAAAGGACAUAAAAGUUUUGUAAAUAUAAGUUAAAAAAAAAUUAAUUAGGGAGAUGAAGAUGAUUAUAAUCAAAUUAAUUGUACAUUUGGGGAGAUGGGUAUUGGAUUU